UUGCCACUUGCCAUUUUCAGACAACACCAACGAAGCCCACGUUUCCAAAUCUUCUGUUCUAUUGUAUUCUCUGACAGACAACAAACAUACCCAAAGAAACCAAAAUUAAGGUAAAGAGAAGAGAGGAGAAGCUAGAAAGUCUCUCCUUUUCAUGAGGCUUUACAAAUUUUAACAUCCCUUUCCCUUGCAAAUUUCUUUCACCAAAGCAAACGACUGUUAAUGUUACUUUAUCCCCAUUAAAGUCAAAUCAUUUAAGAAAAACCAUAGCUGGCAUUUCCCUUCUCUAUUAGCUUCAAGUUCAAUUCCUUUUAUUUGGUGGUGGCAUCGAUCACCCUGGGAAAACAAGGGUGAAAUGAAGUUCUGGACAUGAAGAUACAGAGGGGGAGUUUCUUAGAAAGAUGGAAGGGCAAGUGCCUGGAGCAAUGGGGUCAAGUGGUAGCCUGGCUUUGAGAUUUGGGCAGACCUGUUUCUCUUGUGCUUCACUUCUCUUAAUGUGUUUGGAUGUUGAAUUUUACAGCUAUACUACUUUCUGCUUCUUGGUAACAGUUAUGGGCUUGGUAAUUCCAUGGAGCUUGGUUUUGGUACUGGCGGAUGCUUAUUCUGUCUUUGUUAAAAGUUUAGAUCUUCAAAGAAGGAAUCUGCUAAUGAUCAUCAUUGGAGAUUUGGUUUUAUCAUUUCUAUCACUAGCAGCAGCCUGUUCAACAGCUAGUGUUGCAGAUCUUCUGCUUGAUGUUGGUAAAUCAUUUUGCCCAGAAAAGUUAUGUAGUAGAUAUCAGUUAUCCGCCGCUAUGGCUUUCUUGUCUUGGUUUCUCUCAUUUUCUUCGUCACUCUUUAAUCUUUGGCUUCUUCCAGCCUUGUAAUACUUCAUUUUUCAUAUCCAUGCAUAAAAAUCAGAUGAGCAAAUAUUGUCGAACUCUUGUUACCCAAAGUUAAUGCUUGUACAGUCAUAGCCUUGCACAUUUCCAGCUUGUGUCAAGUUAUGCAAUUGAUUUCCCUGAUUUUAAUGAAAUACACAGCCAAAUUAUUAUGCA
Molecule: messenger RNA, 1031 nt
Organism: Populus trichocarpa (black cottonwood)
Lineage: Eukaryota; Viridiplantae; Streptophyta; Magnoliopsida; Malpighiales; Salicaceae
Product: CASP-like protein ARALYDRAFT_485429
Exons: 3
Coding region: 399-860 (153 amino acids)
Cellular component (GO): membrane
Source: RefSeq, a predicted model, not a curated record